Coffea arabica (coffee) is the source of this 1477-nucleotide messenger RNA. RefSeq names its product WAT1-related protein At5g47470-like. Gene Ontology annotation, molecular function: transmembrane transporter activity. The record is from RefSeq and is a predicted model, not a curated record. Gene Ontology annotation, cellular component: membrane. NCBI's taxonomy places the organism in Eukaryota, Viridiplantae, Streptophyta, Magnoliopsida, Gentianales, Rubiaceae.
AUAGUGAGAGGUGGAUGCAUUAACCAAUCACUAGUUAUCUAGACAAAGACUAAUAAUAUGGAAAUAUUGAUUCUUGAUUCAAAUUUGCAUCAUUAAUCUGACAGCUAGGUUUUAGGGAGAUGUUUUCAUGCAUGAGGUCAUGCAUGUCUAGGUAGCUGGAGAAGAAUAAAGAGUAGAAGAAAUAAGGUUUAUUACCAGUCAGAGGAAGCGUCUGUUUGCAAGACAAGUACAAGAUGAUGGGAAGUCCAAGAAGAGAAUAUCUUGAAGAUGUUGCAAUAAUUGCAGGGUUAAUUGGGAUGCAAUUUAUGUAUGCAGGAAACUCAAUUUUGGUUAGUUAUCUCAUGUUAACGGGAUUUACACCUGCAUCUCUCAUCAUCCUGUCUUCCUUGGCCACGUUUGUGAUUCUAUUGCCUUUCUCCGUAAUUUUUGAAAGGAGGCUGUGGCCAAGGAAAUUCCGUCUGAAGCUAUGGGUACAGCUGGUUUUAAUUUCUUUUGGAGGGGUGACAUUAUUCCAAUCUCUGUUCCUGAAGGGCAUCAGUCUUACUUCACCAGCAAUGGCAACAGCCAUGCCAAACAUUGCUCCAGGAUUCAUAUUUUUCAUUGCUUGGGCUCUCAGGUUGGAGAAAGUUGAGUUAGGCUGCAUAUAUAGCAAAGCAAAAAUUGCAGGAACACUGCUGUGUGUUGCCGGUGCUGUUAUAAUGAGCCUUACGCAAAGUACCUUGGGUAGUCAUAAAGCAAGAGAAGCUCAUUUAUCAGUACCACCUACACUGUCACGAAACUUAUUUGACGAGCGAAAGAUCAUGGGUUGCUUUUAUCUCAUGGCAGCCGUCUUCGUCCUAUCAAGCACUAUUAUCUUACAGGCUACAACAUUAAGGAAUUUCCCAGCUCCGAUAUCCUUAUCUACAAUAACAACUUUAAUAGGGGUGGUAUUGACUGGAAUUGCCCAGUUGAUUCAAGAUGGCAGAUUAGAUAUUGGAUGGCCCUUGUUAAGCAUCAAAGAUAUCAUGUGCUACUCUGUACUGGCAGGAAGCAUCAGUGGAGCAUGUGUUACCUUCAAUAUAUGGGCAAUGAAGAAAAGAGGGCCAGUUCUGGUGUCCAUUUUUAGUCCCAUUGGAACUGUCGUGUCGCUAGCCUUUUCAGUAAUCACCUUAGGAAGCUCCAUUACCGUAGGAAGUCUCGCAGGCAUGUCCAUCAUGUUUACUGGUCUCUAUAGUGUACUAUGGGCUAAAGGGAAGGAAGGAUUCUCCGAGAAUAACAACUCCUCAGAAAGUGAGUACGAUGUGGAGAAGCCUCUCUUAUCUUGACAUUAUCUACUUUGAUUGUUUAGAUGUAAUCUAUCAACUAUUAUUGUACAGGAUAGGGAACAUAUCCCCAAGAAUUGGUGAUAUGAAUUUUAGGUUCGAUUAAGUUAUAAUGUGAUAUACAAGAACAGAAAACUAAAGAUCCCAGAUUAUAAUUUCAGACAGAAAAUUACUAA